AUGACCAACAACAACACUAGUAUACUAAACGAGCUGUCUGCUCUUUCUCCCCUCGCUACGAGCGCGCAGGGUGAUGACGCUGGGGCUCUCGAAAUUGGCAUAGAGAGCGCCUGGACUCGCAACGAAUCGUUUGUUGCUGGCGCGGAUCGAGAAAGCAGUCAAUGGGCUGAGCCCGGGACUGAACCUCUCCGCGACCUUGGUGACGCUGAGCGCAGUCCCAAGGAGUCGCAGUUGGGAGCUAUGGAAGCACCAAUUGCCACAAGCACCCCCUUAGCCGACGAUGGCAAAGGGGGUAAAAUGAUGCCCGGUGCGCUGUUGGACAGCGAGGGCACCAGUUCCUCAAGGGCAAUGAGCCUGGAACCAGUAGUAGUUAGCAAGAUAGGACUGGCGUCCAGUGGAAUUACUUACGACCAUUUUGCCACCGCGGUCGGCUCUACCAAUGGUGACGAUGCGAGACCUAACGAAGGAAGGAUUCUCAGCUGGGCUGAUGAACCGGAUGAUGGCGACCUUGGCGACAUACCCAUGUUCCCAAUCCUGAGUCCCAUACCGACCCCGCGUCCGUCGACGCCACGAAUCCCCUACGAAGAAAAGGGCAAAGGAGUCGAGAACGUGAACAAGGUCGUCACCUGUGAUCGUGAGACCCGCGACUGGAUAAGUCAAUGGCCUGAGUGGGGAGACAAGAUCUCACCCACCAACAAACCUGAGCCCAGAAGAAGUGAGACUCCGAGCCAGUCCUGGCGAGAUGAAAGCCUGAGAGUGCCAAUCCAAACCCAAAAGUUCCUAAUGGAACAAUAUCAAAACAAGGUCAAGACAAACCUGCUCGAACGCGAUCAGCUCGUGGAUGACCUCCGUUCUCAAGUCUGUGAACUUGAGCGGCUAGUAAGGGCAAGUCAGUCUAAGGAAGAGGAAGCACUGAACCUUGUUAGUCAAGCUUACCGCGCCCCAACCCUAAGCACCAGUACAGAACGUUAUCCAACAAACCCAGCUCUUACAGGGCUGCAGGAUGGUGUUCCUGACAAGCGACAAAGGGACGCGAGGCAGAUCUGUACCGUCGAUGACCCCCCUCCAAGAAAGACCUCGACGAAGCCCAGACCCAAGGAACCAGAGGCGCGCUACAGUAGAGCGUCCUCGAUCCUACCAGUCAAUAGCUCCGUUAAGAGAGCAAUGACUGGCAUAGAUCCGAGUGACUCGGACGACUCCAGUGAAUCGAGUAGCUCACCGUCAAGUGACUCUGAAGCACUUUGGUCACCCCAUUAUAGACACCUCUUAGGUUGA
Molecule: messenger RNA, 1275 nt
Organism: Suillus clintonianus
Lineage: Eukaryota; Fungi; Basidiomycota; Agaricomycetes; Boletales; Suillaceae
Exons: 1
Coding region: 1-1275 (424 amino acids)
Source: RefSeq, a predicted model, not a curated record